Prorocentrum cordatum is the source of this 1447-nucleotide messenger RNA. NCBI's taxonomy places the organism in Eukaryota, Dinophyceae, Prorocentrales, Prorocentraceae. The record is from the annotation of a GenBank genome assembly.
AGCCCCCCGGGCCCUCGCCGGCGCCUGCGCGCGCGCGCCGGAAGGCGUCGCUGGGCACAGGGGCAUGCCGGGCGACCCCUGGCGCGGCGGAUACUGCGCGGCCGUCGGCGAGGAGGAGGGGACGCCCGGGGCUCGCUGGAGGCGGCUCGCCGCUGCGGCGCCGUUGGCGACGCUGCCGCUGGCCCUGCUCGGCGGCGCGCUGGCGCUGCGGGGCGGCCCCGCGGCGCAGCGCGUGGCGCAGCGCGCGGCGCGCCCGCAGCUCCUGCUGGCGGAGUUCGAGCGGCGCGGCCAGGAUGUUGGAUCUGGCACCGACGCGGAGUCGGUGGCCGCGGUCGCGCUCGAGCCGUUCACUUGCGGCAAGUAUGGAUGCCUAGACGUCCGCAGCAUGGCCGCCUGCGGUUGCAGCCAGUACUGCCAGGAGGAUGGCAAUUGCUGCCCCGACUACACGGCAGUGUGCGCGCCGGCCAGGAUCCAGCAGGGCCUGGGCGCAUGGGGUGGUUGCCCACAAGGUGCGGCUCCUCCCAUGCCGCAGGUGCCGGGGUACAGCCCCGUGGGCGAGGCGUUGAGGGUGAAGGUGCUGUCAUACAACCCAGAAUGGUGGCACGUCAUCGAGCAGCUCGGUGGCAACAGCAACAGUGCUGCGCGGCUCAUCUCGCAGGGCGGACCCAGCCUUUCGACAUCAUCGGCUUCCAGGAGUUCUACGACCCCUGGUGGGGCCUCGCCAGGCCCGGGUACGACGCCUCCGAGCUGCUGCGGGACUACGCCUACGUGCGGGGCGAGCCAGGCGGACCCGUCGGUACGGUCAUCGGCUUCCGGAACGCGAGCUGGUCGCUGCUGGGCAAGGGGCAGCGCUUCGUGGCCGAGGACGAGGAGGGCCCCAUGUACUUCGGCACCGCGAAGGACAAAUAUUUCGGAUGAGUAAGAGGGACCGAUGCCGUGGCCCUAGCCUCGUUUUCGCCGUUUUAGGCCUCCAGGGAGGCCCUUUUCGCCACCUCUGGAUUCGCUUCGAAAGUCUGGUCAGAACGAGCCCCAAAGAGUUCUGAGGGAGCUGCGGUAUCGGAGUACCGAUUCGCUGCCCUAAGAACGGCGACGUCCGAACCCUACCCUCGCCGAUUCACGAUUCCUGCAACCCGAUGGGCGGCGGGGGUAGGGCUCGCAAUUCGGCGAACACGUGGGGAAAUCCGAAUCCUACUACCCCCACUCUCAUGGAUUCAGCAGAAUCGAUGGUGAGUGGGUGGUUAGGGUUCGGAAGUCGCCACCUAGACAAGACAGAACGGCGCGAACAUAAGCUUUCGGAGCGCCGCGCGGAUUUCUUGGAUCUGCGCUGGACGUCCAUGGCGGCGCCUCCGGCUCCCUCUCUGGCGCGCUCCGCGAGCCAGAGAGUGGGUCCCUGCUCCAGGGACUCCGCGCGGAGCUCUGAAAGCUCGCUUUUUGACGCCCCUCUUUG